UGCCUCGAAUGAGGACACACGGAUGGUUUGAGCUGCUCGUAACAAACCAGCAUAUCACGAACAUCCCCGAGUGUUGUAAAGGGCAACUCUGUUCUUGGACGCUGCAAGGAAAACAGGAACUGAAAACGACAAACACAAGUCGCUUUUGCAUCAAAGCCUGAAAGAUGGGGAAGUGCACCGCCUGGAUCGUUUUCUCCAUCUUCUGGCUCGGCUUGCCUUCACUCUGCGCCGGAGAUGAUCGGCUCUCGAAUUUGGAAGAUGUAUCAUCCCCAUGCAAAUCUACGUCGAGGAAGUGCGCGGUUGCAGGUGGAAACUGCUACGACAUCAACAUGCCAAUGCCAAUUUGUGAUUUCUUGAACGGAAGGCUAUGUCCCUUUCGCCCCUGCAAAUGUUGCAUUGAAUGUGAGAAUCAAUCGCACGCUAAAUGCAGAAAGUAUUACGGAGGAUCUUGCAAGAAGAGAUGCGACAUAGACGAAUACACGUCCAGCUGCAGGAAUGGGUGCAAGUGCUGCGGCUGCAAGACGGAGGGCAAGUGCGCGGCGGUGGGCGGCAAGUGCCAGCCAACCAACCACAAGUGCCCCUCGGGAACAUCUGUCCCUUCGUGGUGCAAGGGAACCAGAUGCACAUGUUGCAUUCCCCCCGCCGACCCGUGCCCCGACCCCCAAGACAAGUGCCACGACCACUGCGGCUACUGCGACCAAGAGUGCCAGCCGGACGAGACACCUCUGCUUGGGCUGUGCGAGAAGGAGAACUGCUACUGCUGCGUCAGAGAACCGUGUCCUGAUCUGAACAUGCAGUGCAACGCCGCCGGUGGAUACUGCAACCACGAUUGCAAGUCUGACGAACUGGCUCUGCCGGGGCUCUGCAAAUACGACAACUGCUCCUGCUGUGUCAAAGUUUGUGACACCAUAAGAAGUAAAAUGUCCACUUCUGCAACAAAGCUUUUUACUUAUUCUUAA
This is a messenger RNA of Penaeus indicus, 959 nucleotides long. RefSeq names its product keratin-associated protein 10-4-like (gene Pif2). Lineage: Eukaryota; Metazoa; Arthropoda; Malacostraca; Decapoda; Penaeidae. The transcript has 9 exons. The record is from RefSeq and is a predicted model, not a curated record. The coding region runs from base 165 to 959 and encodes 264 amino acids.